AUGUCUACCGAAGAAACCGGUCUCCCCGCUCACUGGACCGUGCGGUUCUCCAAGUCUAAGAACCUCCCAUACUACUUCAACACAUCUACCAACGCAUCGCAAUGGGCUCCUCCGCCUGAUGCGGACACUGAGAAGCUGAAGGUGUAUAUGGCGAAUGAAUUCCCCGCCACGAUGCUGCAGCCGUCUGAGGGCGGUGGCCAGGCGGGGAAGAUCAGAUGCAGCCACUUGCUUGUCAAGCACGAGGGAAGCAGAAGGGCUAGCUCAUGGAAGGAGGCCAAAAUUACCAGGACAAAGGAAGAGGCUAUGGAGAUGAUUCUCGGCUUCGAGGCGCGUGUGAGAGAUGGCUCGGUUAGCUUGGCUGAACUGGCGCUCACCGAGUCUGAUUGCAGCAGUGCGAGAAAGCGCGGCGAUCUUGGGUUCUUCGGAAGGGGCGAAAUGCAGAAGGAGUUUGAAGAUGCUGCCUUCGAGCUAAGACCUGGUGAAAUGAGCCAUGCCGUGGAGACUGCUUCUGGAAUCCAUCUUAUCGAAAGGUUGGAAUGA
Messenger RNA from Morchella sextelata, 540 nucleotides. RefSeq lists its product as uncharacterized. The transcript is spliced from 5 exons. NCBI's taxonomy places the organism in Eukaryota, Fungi, Ascomycota, Pezizomycetes, Pezizales, Morchellaceae. The record is from RefSeq and is a predicted model, not a curated record. Gene Ontology annotation, molecular function: protein binding; peptidyl-prolyl cis-trans isomerase activity. The coding region runs from base 1 to 540 and encodes 179 amino acids. Gene Ontology annotation, cellular component: nucleus; cytosol.